GUAUUAAAAGUAUAAUAUGUAAAAAAGUAAAUGCAUGUACUAGAGUUUUAACGAAAAUUCAAUUUGGGACAAAUGAACCCCUUCUAUUCACAACCAUGCCGAAGAGAAUCGAUAGUCCUCCAGUGUCACCUCUAAUGGUUGAGUCAGUUUGUUAUGGCCAGCUAAAAAUUAGAAAUUUCGUUCUCUAAACGCUGAUUUGGCCACCCGAGGCAACCAUGAAGGGCGGCACCUUUCGCAACACGCAGUGGGAUCCCACGCUGCUGUCCUCACAGAUUGUGUCCAUGCAGUUCUGCGUGUACUUCACCCUUGGCCUACUCGUCUUCGUGGCCAACAAGUUGUCCGGGGACAACUAUAGUCUGGAUCACUUGUUCGAAUACCAUAUCCACAUCUACGACAUGGGUGGCCGCCUGGUGAUCUGCGCAUUUGUUUUAAAUGCGUUCUUAGCCUCCCUGGCACUGUGGUGCAUUGUGAGAAGAGCCAAGCUCUGUCUGGACUUUAGUUGCACCUUCCACGUGCUGCAUUUGCUGAUCUGCUGGUGGUACAACCGCUCCUUUCCCGCGAACGCAUCGUGGUGGCUACUGAAUGUCAUCACCGGCACAAUAAUGUGCAUAGGCGGCGAGUUUCUCUGCCUGCAGACCGAGAUGAAGGAGAUCCCAGUGGGCUAUGCGGCCCUCAAUCAAAAGUCGGACGUCUGACUCGAAGCCACCAACUUGUGAUGCCUGCUACCCCCCCAACCAAGCCACCCAAAGCAGCUUCUGUGUACAUGUAAUUUAUUGUUAAACUAGCGUAAGAUUACAUAGC
Drosophila melanogaster (fruit fly) is the source of this 801-nucleotide messenger RNA. It is a transcript of the gene Sys1, whose product is annotated as Sys1 golgi trafficking protein. The record is from RefSeq and is marked reviewed. Lineage: Eukaryota; Metazoa; Arthropoda; Insecta; Diptera; Drosophilidae. Gene Ontology annotation, cellular component: Golgi membrane; cytosol. The coding region runs from base 216 to 695 and encodes 159 amino acids. The transcript is spliced from 4 exons.